CGAAAGGAGCGCAGGAGGCUGGUGGUGCGCGUGCGCAGAAGGCCCUUUUCUCGCCAGGAGCCUUGUGAGGAGGAGGCCGAGGCGAAGGCAGGCGCGCGCGCGGGGAGGGAGCGGCAGCGUCGUCGUCGUCGUCCGCCGGAGGCAGGAGACCGGCGAGCGGGAGAGAGAGAGAGAGAGAGAGAGAGCGAGGAGCAGCGGCAGGCGAGCCAGGCCCAGGCCUUCCCUUCGCGCCCUCCUUCCUUCCUCCUCCUCCUCCCUCAACAUGUCGGCGCCGGCGGCCAAAGUCAGCAAGAAGGAGCUCAACUCCAACCACGACGGGGCCGACGAGAUCUCAGACAAAGAGCAACAGGAAGCAAUUGAACAUAUUGAUGAAGUACAGAAUGAAAUAGACAGACUGAACGAACAGGCCAGCGAGGAAAUUUUGAAAGUAGAACAGAAAUACAACAAACUCCGCCAACCAUUCUUCCAGAAGAGGUCAGAAUUGAUCGCCAAAAUCCCAAAUUUUUGGGUAACAACAUUUGUCAACCACCCACAAGUAUCCGCACUGUUGGGAGAAGAAGAUGAAGAGGCGCUGCAUUAUUUGAUCAGAGUCGAGGUGACGGAGUUCGAAGACAUCAAAUCAGGUUACAGAAUAGAUUUUUAUUUUGACGAAAACCCAUAUUUUGAAAACAAGAUGCUCUCCAAAGAGUUCCAUCUGAACGAGAGCGGGGACCCGUCGUCAAAAUCCAGCGAAAUCAAAUGGAAAUCUGGGAAGGACCUGACAAAGCGUUCGAGCCAGACGCAGAACAAGGCCAGCCGGAAGAGGCAGCACGAAGAGCCCGAGAGCUUCUUCACCUGGUUCACCGACCAUUCUGACGCGGGGGCCGACGAGUUGGGGGAGGUCAUCAAGGACGACAUCUGGCCCAACCCCUUGCAGUACUACCUGGUUCCCGACAUGGACGACGAGGAAGGCGAAGGCGAAGAGGACGACGACGAUGACGAGGAGGAAGGACUGGAGGACAUCGACGAGGAAGGUGAUGAAGAUGAGGGUGAAGAAGAUGAAGAUGAUGAUGAGGGUGAAGAAGGAGAGGAGGAUGAAGGAGAAGAUGACUGAACACUGACCGAUUCCAACUACCCUUUUUUCCCCUCCCUUUUCUCCCAUCCUUCCUUCCUUCCCUUUCCGAUCCCUGGGAGCAAGUUGCUGUCUUAUUUCCUCCCCAUUUUUGUGCUCAGUCGCCUCGUUCGUUCUCCUGAAGCCUUCUUUUCCUCCUCUUCUUUACCAUAAUUUUGAGCAGAAUACAGUGGGGGAAAAAAACCUCCCUUUUUUCCCCGAUUUUUUUAACCCCCUCUGUUUUGAAAUAAUAAAAACAAAACAAAACUGAUAAAAAUGGUGGAAUUCUGUUGGGAAAAAGAGAGUGCGAUAGGCCCCUUUUGUGUAGUGCUUAGGAAAAAAAAAACGAAAACCCAUCUAGCGUUUUCCUACCCCAGUUUUUAUUUUCUUUUUUUUCUCUGUAUAUCGGGUUCCAGAGAUUACACUGUGUCUCUUCUGUGAAUAUGAUGAUGGACAGUUCGCAUUUACCAACAUGUAUCUGUCUUUACUUCUCUUGUUUAAAAAAAAUAUCUGAAAAAAUUACAAAAAAAAUAAUAACAAUAAUAAUAAUAAUAAUAAAGAGGGGUUUGCGGGGGGGUUAUAGACAGGGUGGGUUUCGGACGUCGGAAAAGGGAGGGUGGGCUUCCGUGGGCAUUUUUUUGACACAAAUUCUCCUUCUUCCUUGGCAUGUUGGUUAUAUCGCGAUGUUUUUGACCGGGGAAAACAUCCUCUAGCAGUUGGAAAACAAACAAAAAAAAAGGUGACAGUUUUUUAAAAAAAACAAACAAAAACCGGAAAUACUUUACUUUUUCUUUUAAUAAAACUUACCUACCAUCUCCUCGGAUGGAGAAUCGGCCGUUUAAAACCCGUAGGAUCUUAUUUGGGAAUUUCCAUUAUUAUUAUUUUUUUCUCUCGUUCUCUCUCUCUAUUGUAAUUUUUGUUCCUCGUUUUUGUUUUUUUUUUGUUUUUUUGUUUUGUUUUUUGGUUUUUUCGAACUUUUUUUUUCUUGUUUUCGUUUCACUGGAAAAAAAACAGAAAAAAAGAGAUGCUCAGUUUUAAACGUUGAAAGUGUACAAGUUGCUUUGUUACAAUAAAACUUAAAUGUGUACACAA
This is a messenger RNA of Anolis carolinensis (green anole), 2182 nucleotides long. RefSeq names its product SET nuclear proto-oncogene (gene set). The coding region runs from base 263 to 1093 and encodes 276 amino acids. Gene Ontology annotation, molecular function: histone binding; chromatin binding. Gene Ontology annotation, cellular component: chromatin; nucleus. The transcript has 8 exons. Gene Ontology annotation, biological process: nucleosome assembly. The record is from RefSeq and is a predicted model, not a curated record. NCBI's taxonomy places the organism in Eukaryota, Metazoa, Chordata, Lepidosauria, Squamata, Anolidae.